AUGGCUGCCCUUAAUAUAAGUGGCAACUGGGUGAUGGACAAGACCCGAUCAGCCAACCUAGAUGCAGUUCUAAAACUGCAAGGCAUUAGAUGGAUAACAAGGAAGGUCAUCGGGACGUCGACGAUGACGCUGAAGAUUACCCAGGUUUCAGACACAAAUGGCUCGACGGGGGAACCGGUUGAAUGGAUGACUUUGGAGGCUGCCCUGACGGGUGGUCUGAAAGGUGUGCCGGAGAGGCGUCCGUUGACGUGGACCGAGUUCGAGCAUGAUGACACGAUCUUCGGUCCUGUUGUUAUCCGCAGUCAUUACGUUUCCGAGAAAAGGAAUUCAGGCGGACGAGUCUGCCCCCUUGUUGAGCUGCAGACCAAAGAUGCUGGUUGCUUGGUUGAAGCGGUGGUCGUGGGCCAGGACGGUGAAGCUGCAGAGGCGACCAUCGAGAAAGCUUUCAUUCAUGAUUUUGUUCGUAGUAUGGACUAUGGAUGGACGGCCGAGCAGAUCUGGACGGUGGAAAUAGUUGGCGAGGAAACGUAUUUGACACGUAGGAUUGUGGUCGUGAAGGGCUCGUCUAGCGAGUCUGCUAUCGUUUUCUAUAAACGUGAUUGA
Molecule: messenger RNA, 603 nt
Organism: Aspergillus fischeri NRRL 181
Lineage: Eukaryota; Fungi; Ascomycota; Eurotiomycetes; Eurotiales; Aspergillaceae
Exons: 4
Coding region: 1-603 (200 amino acids)
Source: RefSeq, a predicted model, not a curated record